UUGGUGGGAUCUGGUUGAAAGAAGCAUUGAUCGUUUCAGGUACCUGGAGUGUUGACAGCAGUGUAUUUGUGCACCGGUUGGAUCAGUAAACAAGACUGUGUGACUGAAUAAUUUAAUCAGUGUAAAAUGAGCUCAGAAGAAGCAAGAGCAGCAGGGGACAAAAGCAACGCCACUGAUGAAGAUGGCAUGUCCUUGUGGUACCGGUGGCUCUGUAAAAUCGCUGCUGUACUUGGUGGCAUUUCUUGUGCUGUGAUGGGCAUUUGGAACUGUGUGACGGUUCACCCCUUGAAUAUCGCUGCAGGAGUCUGGAUGGUGUUGACAGCAUGCUUGUUGUUCAUUUGUGAAGUUCCGUUCUGCUGUCAGUUUGUGGAGUUUGCGAACAUUGUGGCGGAUAAAGCGGACAAAAUGCGCCCCUGGCAAAAAGCACUGCUUUACUGUGGGAUGGCACUGUUUCCUGUGUUUCUGAGUCUGACCCUUACCACACUGUUUGGGAAUGCUAUUGCAUUUGCUACAGGAGUGCUCUACGGGCUUGCCUCUCUUGGAAAGAAGGGGGGUGCCGUUAGCUACGCUCGGCUGCAGCAUCAAAAACAGGCUGAUGAAGAAAAACUUGCUGGGACAACAGAUGGCGGCGUGGCCCAGUGACUCUUCAUCCUCCUCCUGUCCGUUACUAUUUGUUCUACCUCCUGUUCCUUUGUUGAUUAUUUUGGAGCUCACAUUAUGUGACUUUUACGUUGGCGUUAAGAGUUCUUGUGUUGUACAUCUUUAGUGUUUUUGUUGUGUAGUGUAAGGU
Molecule: messenger RNA, 790 nt
Organism: Trichomycterus rosablanca
Lineage: Eukaryota; Metazoa; Chordata; Actinopteri; Siluriformes; Trichomycteridae
Gene: cacfd1
Product: calcium channel flower domain containing 1
Exons: 5
Coding region: 127-642 (171 amino acids)
Biological process (GO): vesicle-mediated transport
Cellular component (GO): membrane
Source: RefSeq, a predicted model, not a curated record